GUGACGUGAUGGCUAUUGGAUGAGGUGUUUGAUGAGGUUGUUCGCGAACAGUAAAGAAAUUGUGAUUUUUAGUUUUUACAUCAUUUCAUGUAAACUGUAAACUAAACGCUCAAAACUGAAUACUGCAUUGUUGAGUGUUGAUUGAUUUAAUAUUAUAUUCACUGAUUGGAUCAAAAAGAAUUUAAUUUUAUACGUACAUUGGUUUACGUGGAAACUGAAUAAGUAUUCUUGUACUAAUUAAUUAGGAAUAUUUGAAUUUAUGCGCUUUAUUUUAAAUUGUUUGUGAUAAAUUAUACAUUCAUCAUAGUAUUAAAUUGGAAAGGUAUAUGAGUCUUAGCUACGUUAUGGUUUCGAAUCCUGAAAAUUUACCGGCUGAAAAACUUACCAUAUCAGUUAGAAAUGGAGGUAUUUUACAAGAAAUUAAGGCUUUGAGUCCGUACUGGGUUGAGAAAAAAGAUUUAAUAUUAUAUGAGGGGCCUCCAACAGGCAGUAAUUUAAUUCCCGGUUCUGUGGGAGCUUGGAAGUCUAAAAUAUCAAUUUAUCUAGAAAAUCUUAAGUGGUUGUUAAGUUUGGAGCAUCACAGGUUUUGGAGUACGGUUCUGCACCAUUCCCAGUGCAUGGAUAUGAUAAUAUCAUUUCUACAGGAGGCUCGUCCUCCAUACAUGACACCUUAUGAAAUGAAAGAUGUGAGGAGCUUGUAUGAGGAAAUACGGAGACUUGUGCUUGUUGUGUUUAGCAGAUUAGUGACAAAUAAAGAGAGUAAGACCCAAUGGCUAAGCAAAGAGUUCAUGUCAAAACAAUUUUUUGACAAUUUCAUCUUCACAAUCCCACUGUUAUUUGAUAUCUGUCUGAUAUACGGAUGUGACAACAAUCGCCAUGUCUCAAGGAUGCUGGAGGCCGUGUUCACAUUACAGCCGAAAUAUAUGGAUGAAACUGCAGGGGCGCUGCGGUUUGCACAUGAGGCUUUCAAAUUCAUAAUCCUUCAAGUCAAUAACAACUACGAUUGUGAAGAGCCACCAAACUUACCAGCGACAUACAAAGGUUUCGGUGAGAUACGACGGCCAUCCGACUCGAAGGACCAUGAAAAACUCACUCUUGAUAUAUUGAAGGAUUUGAUAAUACAUAUGUUAGAUACGGCUAUGACGUUGAGGAUUUUUUUGGAAGUCUAUCCCAAAAGUGCUGACAUUUUUAGAAAUACGAAUUUUGUGUUGAGUAUAGCCCAACUUUACGAGUAUGGAAUACCACACUUGUAUGAGAAGCUAGAAGAGAUUGGAGAUCAGUCGAGUUCCAGCUACACCGAACUAGAAGGCUACAUAGAUCUCAGCAGGUCCGAGCUCAUCGACGUUAUCAGAGAAAUACUGGCAGUCUACAAAAGUUAUAUACUUAGUGGGGAGGGCAACAUAUCCCAAAAUAUGGAAGCUUACCUCUCUGUGAUGAUGCAAGCACUGUCAGAAAAUCUGUUGAUAAGAGACUACCAUGUUUGUUAUCCGGUGCAUGAUGACCUGGAGAUGUUGAAACAAGCUUUCCCUGAUAUAGAUACCGUAAAAACAGAUUUCAUUCUCCAAGCUAUUUACUCUAACCUACAUGAAGAUCAGCCUGAACCAACACACAUAGAGAAACAAGAGCAUAGACAAUUAAACGGCCAUGUUGAAACAAGAGACAGUAGACCUGGGCCAUCCACAGACAAUGAAUUACCCGAUGAAAUCAAAGAACAAUCUCUUAUUAGUGAAGUGAAAGAUAUUUUACCGCAUUUGGGGGACGGUUUUAUAUUAAAAUGUUUAAAGUAUUAUGAUUUCAAUGUGGAGAGGGUAAUUAGUAGUGUAUUAGAGGGAAAUUUAGCAGAAUCAUUGAGAGGUAUUGACCAAUCACUACCAGUAGUACCUGAAGAUCCACUUGACAAGAAGUUCUUGGAGACGGGAGUGGAAAGACUGAACGUGUUCGACGGUGACCAGUUCGACCUGAUGACCAGAGACGACGUAGAUCUCAGCAAGAUACACCUGGGCAAGAGGAAGUCCAAAUAUAAGGAUCUGAAGGAUAUGCUGAACGACAACAAGGAUGUGAAGAGCAGGGCAGACAUAUAUAGCAAAUAUAACUUGGUGUGCGACGACGUGGCGAUGUACUCCGACGAGUACGACGACACCUACGACUCGGAUGGAAUCGUGCCGAACACGGACUUGACCGACGACGUGCGCCGCCCGUUCGUCACGCCGCGAGUCUUGCAGUCCCGUGCUAAGAAUGACGAGGUGUCUGAGGAGUCCGAGAGCGAGGAAGAGAGACCAUCGGGCAGUCAGCAGCGAAGGGAGUUCUGUGUGGACCCCGCCUUGCUGCGAGCACGUCGUGAAGCAACCAGGCAGCCGCGACGACCAGACCACAGGCCACCACCACAAAAGAGCAUCGAUGUGGUGGGUAAACCCAAGGGCCACGGUCAAGAGAAGGAGGUUCUUCACAACCGAGAUAAGAAAGAGAAGCAUAAAUCGUCUCGUGCCAACCACAACAGGAGACAAGGUGCCCAGUGGAAACGGAGUCAGGGCAUGAUGCCGUCCUGAUAUUUACAUAUCUACAGAAGUCGUAAACCAAGUAUUAUCAUAGACUACUUGAUUUGUAAUAUCUCUCUUGUAUUUCGUACCCAAUAAUCUUUUUAAUUUAUUAUUGCCUUUGUUACCCAAUACCAUUAUUAUUAAACUAUAUGCCAGAAUUAUUCUACUUGCUACUUUAUACUACAGUUUCAUAACAAUAAGCACUCAUACAAACUACAAGCAUUCAAAUCGGUCUGUAACCAUUUCUUCUAUUUAACAAAAAAUCACACUGAAACCCAAUUAUUACUACCUCUAUUUCUGAAGCAUUCAAAUUGUUUGGCAAUUACUUCUACUGAAGUAGUCUUCACAGUAAUUAAUAAUUGUUAUCCAUAUUGCCUAAGCUUUCAAAUCGUUCUGCAAUGAUUUUUUUAAGUAUUCGCACUGAAACCGUAUUGCGGAAGCAUAACCAAAUUAUUGUUACGCGUAUUGCGGAAGCGUAGCCCAAUUAUUGUUAUUCGUAUUGCGGAAGCAUAACCAAAUUAUUGUUAUGCGUAUUGCGGAAGCGAAACCCAAUUAUUGUUAUUCGUAAUGCGGAAGCAUAACCCAAUUAUUGCUAUCCGUAUUGCGGAAGCGUAGCCCAAUUAUUGUUAUUCGUAUUGCGGAACAUAACCAAAUAAUUGUUAUGCGUAUUGCAGAAGUAUUCAAAUUGUUCUGCAAUCAUUUUUUCUAUUUAACAAUAAUUCACACUAAAGAUAAAUUAUUGCUAUCCGUAUUGCAGAAGCAUUCAAAUUGCUCUACAAUCAUUUCUUCUAUUUAACAAUAAUUCACUCUGAAACCCAAUUAUUGUUAUCCGUAUUGUGGAAUCAUUUAAAUUGCUCUGCAAUUAAUCCUAAUAUACACUAACAUUAUUAAUAAGAAACAAAAAGCAAAAAAAUCGUCAAAGCAUUGACUCGUUAAAAUAGCAUAGUCCAAUUACUCUUAUUGUGUACAUUCAAUCCACAAUUUUUUUCAUAAAUCGCUAGGCAAAAUUCACACCGCGUUCCUUGCCGCGCGCCUUUUCCUCCCCACCAGUGGCGUGAUACCUACAUUGACACACUUCAUUGAUGCGCGUCAUUUGUAAUUAGUAUUAUAUCCAUAAUUAAGGCAAGAUUUUUGAAAAGUUCAACAUGUAACAAUUCUUUUAUUUACCAGUACAUAAAAAGACUACUGGUUGUUAAUCUCUUUACUAUUCUACUUUGGUAGAUCUUUGUUGGUGAUAGUUAAAACUAGUGGUGCUAUAGCCAAUUAAUUGCCUUAAAUUAUUGAAAAGAAAAUGCUUUAAUACAUAUCGCGUAACUUUAUUCACUACAUAUUACAUAAUCAUAAAAUAAUACGAAAUAUAUUAUACAGUCAAGUUUUGUUUAACCGUAUUGUUCGGUUUCACAAUAUUAUGAAUAUAUUAUUAUAUAUUUUGACAUGAAUGUAUAGCAGUAAAAUAAGUCACUACAGAUAGUUGAGUUAAAUUGUUAUAAUAGGAUUUGUUACCCUGUUAAGUGUUCAAAUAUAUUUAUUGGAAUGUUA
Messenger RNA from Leptidea sinapis, 4076 nucleotides. Its product is annotated as activating signal cointegrator 1 complex subunit 2. Bases 327 to 2546 code for a protein of 739 amino acids. The transcript is spliced from 13 exons. The record is from RefSeq and is a predicted model, not a curated record. Gene Ontology annotation, molecular function: ubiquitin binding. NCBI's taxonomy places the organism in Eukaryota, Metazoa, Arthropoda, Insecta, Lepidoptera, Pieridae. Gene Ontology annotation, biological process: regulation of DNA-templated transcription.